This is a messenger RNA of Rhododendron vialii, 1293 nucleotides long. RefSeq lists its product as uncharacterized. The record is from RefSeq and is a predicted model, not a curated record. The transcript is spliced from 4 exons. Lineage: Eukaryota; Viridiplantae; Streptophyta; Magnoliopsida; Ericales; Ericaceae. The coding region runs from base 1 to 1293 and encodes 430 amino acids.
AUGCCUCCGAGAAUGCGUGUUAGACGGGGUGCGGCCGAAAACUGGGGAGAUCGUGGCCGUGGUCGUGGCCAUGGGGUGCCACUGAAGGAUGAGGUUAGUCAGCAUGGGGAGAACCCAGGUGGGAAUCUAGGGGCAGGGGUUGGUCAAGGUGCAGGCGUACCUCACGUUCAGACUCAAUUUGCUAGGGAUCUUGUCACAGCACUUACAGCUUCAAAUUUGUUAAACCAAGCUCCUAGAGAAAAUGCAGACAAUCGAGCCUUAUCGGCAAUGCGAGAGUUUAGCCGUAGGAAUCCUCAAAUGUUUGAUGGGACGAGUAGUAACCAUCUUGUGGCUGAUCACUGGUUAGCGCAAAUGCAAAUACUCAUCAAUGCUCUCAAGAUUACCAAAGAUGACUUACGAGAUGCGAGGACAACGGCAAGGACCGUAACUCAAGUAAAUGAACCAGAUGUUGAGAAUCUGACGUGUGCCGAGUUUGAGACAUUAUUUGAGGAACAAUAUUUUCCAGAGACUAGUCGCGAGCAGCUGAGAGACCAAUUUGAGAGAUUGGAGCAAGGGAGUAUGACCGUGUCGGAGUAUGCUCAGAAGUUUCAGUCUUUAUCUCAACUUGCGCCAGAGUUGGUGGCGAUGGAGGAGAGGAAAUGUAGACGUUUUGAGAAGGGGCUUCAUAACACGGUGAGGAGGAUGGUAAUGGUUCAACGCAAGACAAAAAACGCCGAGGUUGUUGAGUGUGCGAAGAGGACUCAGGGUGCAUUAUCUAGAGCUCCACCUGUGCGUUACAAGUGCAAUCAACCUGGACCCGUUUGUGCUCAGUGUCCACAUCUUCUGAAGGCUUAUUAUGUAUGUGGUAAGACCGAUCAUCUCGCUAGGAAUGGUCCUCAGGGGUCGGGAGUGCAAAGCGAGUCGGGUUCCGUGCAGCAGCCGGGAACGAGAGAGGAUAUUCCUAAGAUCACAUUUUGCACUCGCUAUGGUCAUUAUGAUUUCGUUGUUAUGCCUUUUGGAUUGACAAACGCUCCAGCUACUUUCAUGGACCUAAUGAAUCGUAUUUUUCGUGCGUGUCUUGAUCGUUUUGUGUUUGUAUUCGUUGAUGACAUCCUUAUUUACUUGCCUACGGAGGAGGAACACCAAUCUCAUCCCACCAUUGUUCUUGAACUCUUGAGAAAGCACCAAUUGUACGCCAAACUUAGUAAGUGCGAGUUUUGGUUAUCCGAGGUCAAAUUCUUGGGUCAUGUGGUUUCGAAGGGUGGUGUGUCUGUAGAUCCGGGGAAGAUAGAGUCGAUUAUGAAUUGGCAGUGA